Arabis nemorensis is the source of this 825-nucleotide messenger RNA. The record is from the annotation of a GenBank genome assembly. Lineage: Eukaryota; Viridiplantae; Streptophyta; Magnoliopsida; Brassicales; Brassicaceae.
AUGGCACAUUUCUCUGCGAGACUGAAGCUUGGAUCGUCGUUUGGUGUUGAUUCGAGAGGCCAAUUUCGGCACAUGGUCGGUGGGUCCCCGUUGAUUCGUGUGCGCCGGAGCCGACUAAAGCUUGAAGAGUUUCGUGCUAGAGAUUUCUCUUCUUACGCCUUUCCUUCUAGGAAUAAUAAAAUUCGCGAUUUGGAUUAUAAUCCUUGUAGCGACGAAGGCGGGGAUGAGUGGGAUUUUGACGGAGACGACGAUGAGUUAGAGACGGAUGAUCUAUCUUGCUUCAGAGGCUUGGUUCUUGACAUUUCAUACAGGCCGGUCAAUGUGGUCUGCUGGAAGCGUGCAAUCUGUUUGGAGUACAUGGAUAAGGCCGAUGUUCUGGAGUAUUAUGAUCAGACUGUUAAUUCUCCUACUGGUUCAUUCUAUAUACCUGCUGUGUUAAGGGUUCCACAUCUGCUUCAGGUUGUCAAACGAAGAAGAGUGAAAAACUCACUGAGUCGUAAAAACAUUUUACUGCGUGACGAUUACACUUGUCAAUAUUGUUCUUCCCGUGAAAACUUGACCAUUGAUCAUGUGAUCCCGAUUUCUCGAGGUGGAGAAUGGACCUGGCAAAAUCUGGUAGCUGCAUGUUCAAGAUGUAACUCAAAGAAAGGCCAGAAGACAGUAGAAGAAGCACACAUGAAGUUACUCAAGUCCCCGAAGGAACCAAAAGACUAUGACAUUGUUGCAAUACCAUUAACAAAUGCAGCUAUAAGGAUGCUUAGAUCGAAAAAAGGGAUGCCAGAAGAAUGGCGUCAAUAUUUGACAAAACCCUCAUCCGAGCCAUAG